UCCUUCCUUCCCUGCCCCGCCAGCCCCAUUGCACUGGAGCCUUCCCUCCUCGAGGAACAGCCGCCAGGCACCUCGGAGGUGGGCGCUUCUUUCUCGUCUCCCGCCGGGCUCUAGGGACCGAGGCCCAAAGAAAGAAGAGGACGGAGCCAUGGCUUGGCUUCCUGGCCUGGGGACCCCUGGGGUCCUGCUGCUCUUGAGUUGCAUCAUCUUUGGAAAUGGACUUCACUUAGAGAUUCUUGGUGGCAAAAAUGAUGAGCUAUUCAAUAAAAACAGCCUAAUUAGGCAAAAGCGAGAAUGGGUUGUCCCACCUGCAGUCAUCUGGGAAGAGAGGGACAAUUCCAAAAAGAAUCCAAUUGCUAAAAUAAGAUCUGAUCGUUCAGUUGAACCAGGAGUAAUUAUUACUUAUACCAUUUCUGGCCAAGGAGUUACAGAACCACCAUACGGGUUAUUUGUUAUUAAUGGAAAAACUGGAGACCUAAACAUAACUGGAAUAGUUGAUCGGGAACAAACGCCAAUGUUGCAUCUGAAAGGCUAUGCAUUGGAUCAAAAUGGGGUCAACUUGGAAAAACCAUUAGAUCUACGAAUUAAAGUUCUGGAUAUAAAUGACAACAGCCCAGUCUUUUCACAGGAAGUUUUUUCAGGUUCUAUUGAAGAACUGUCAGCAAUUGGUACUCUUGUGAUGAAGAUAACUGCAACGGAUGCAGAUGAGCCAAACACUCCAAACUCCCUAAUUCAUUACAGGAUUAUUUCACAGGAACCUAAUCAGCCCCAAGCAUUUGUAAUUAAACCUGAAACAGGAGAGGUUCGGACUGCACUCAUCCAACUCGACAGAGAGAUGCAAAGUAGCUACACUUUAAUUGUGGAAGCAAAAGAUGGCAAUGGAAGUUUAGCUGGGAAUGCUCAGCAGACUAGUCUACAGAUCAAAAUUUUGGAUGUCAAUGACAACAUUCCUGUUCUUGAAAAGGACAAUUAUGUAGGAAGUGUUAAGGAAAAUACAGCCAAUAUGGAAAUUAUGCGACUGAAGGUCUUUGACAGAGAUGAGGAAUUCUCUGAUAACUGGCUGGCACAGUUCACAAUUUUGUCUGGCAACGAAGGAGGCUAUUUCCAGAUAGAAACAGAUUCGCAGACCAAUGAAGGCGUUUUGAAAUUGGUUAAGGAAAUAAGCUAUGAAGACCUAAAGAGCGCUGACUUGAAUAUUGUUGUUUCUAACAAAGCAGCAUAUCACCAAUCAAUUAUUAAACAGGGCUUUCAAGCAAAACCAAUUCCAAUUAAAAUAAAUGUGGAAAAUGUAGUGGAAGGCCCUGUAUUUAAGCCCCAAACAAUGGUGAUUAAAGGCAAUGAAAAAAUGACCAUAGGCCAGAUUAUUGGGAGAUUUCAAGCUCAUGAUGAAGAUACUGGAACAAUAGCUAAAAAUGUCAGGUAUGCUAAAGACCGGGAUGCCGCAAACUGGUUUGUAAUAGACUCCAAAACAGCUGAGAUUAAACUGAUUAGAGUGCCUGGUUAUGAAUCACAAUUUGUUAAUAACGGUACUUAUACUGCAACAAUUUUGGCCAUAAGUGAUGGCAUCCCUUCACAAACAGCCACAGGCACUAUUGUAAUUGAAGUGCCGAAUUUUAAUGACUACUGCCCAACUUUAGUGACUCGAGAAGCAAGUCUCUGUACAGGUGCAAAGUUCAUUAAUGUCACUGUUGAGGAUCGAGAUGCUCAUCCAUAUGGUGGCCCUUUUACUUUCACUGUUGUUGAUGGAGCUGAAAGGAUGUCAGAGAGAUGGACAAUUGGCCGGAUGGAUGGAACUAGAGCACAGUUGGUGCCACAGAAUGUGGAUGUUGGAACAUAUGAAGUUCCUCUCUUAAUAAAAGACAACCAAGGCUUGAGCUGCCCUGAACCACAAAUCCUAAAGGUGCACGUUUGUGAUUGUGUAGAUCGUACUGAUUGCAGAAUCACAGAGCCAAUUGUUGGUUCCUCGGUUGUCCUUGGACCUGCAGCAAUCGCACUGAUCAUUUUGGCACUUUUGCUGCUGCUACUUGUACCUCUCUUACUGCUGGCAUGUGGCUUUGGAUCUCGCCUUGGGUUGGGCACUGGAAAAGGUUUUGUAGCCAUUCCUGAUACCAGCGAAGAAAUGCUACGAAACUGGAACAGCGAAAAGGCAGCUCCUGACAAUAAGGCAAUUCCCAGCCUCAUUUCAUCCACAGCAGUGGACAGUUCAGCUUCACAUGGGGGAUUAAUAGCAACUGGUGUUGGAACAGCAGCGGCUGGUAUUGGAGCAGCAGGAGCUGCUGCAGGAGGAGGCGGUGGCUCUUCUUCUGUGUUUAGGGAGAAGUACUUCGGCAGGGAAGAGCAAACAGCUCUUCUUUCUGGGACAGACUAUAGAGGCAUGAGAUUUGGAGGAGGCUCAGGCACAGCAGCUGCAGGAAGCUUGGCAGCAGGAGGAACCAUGACUCUUGGUGCUGGAAGAACUUUUGCUAUGGAAAGUGGAAGCAUGGUGAAUGAAGACUUUUUGAGAAGUUACUUCACUGUGAAAGCUGAAGCUUUUGCCGACGAGGAUGAAACACAGCUUGCCAAAGACUGCCUGCUAGUUUACUCUCAGGAUGAAGAGAAAGGUUCCAUCCGUGGCUCGGUUGGUUGCUGCAGCUUUAUUGAGGAUGACUUUGAUGACCAUUUCUUGGAUGACCUGGGAGACAAAUUUAAGACUCUGGCUGAGAUCUGUAUGGGCAAACAUGUAGGCAUGGGAGCCCGACAGGUCACUACCCAAGUGCCAAAAGCUGCAAGUCCUAUUCUUGCAGUAAAUGAAUCAGAUGUUCAGUACAUGCACCAGCAAAAUGCUCUGAGUUCAGAACAGACCUAUACUUCAGGGCCUAGUUUCCAGCUACCCAGAUCCGCAGACCACUUUGGUUCAGCAGCUAGGUCGGAGGAAACAAUUACUGAGACUAAAUUUACAUCUGGUCUGCAGCAAACUAGGCCCAUACUUGACCCCUUAGUUAAUAGCAGCAAUGUUGUUGUGACAGAAACUUCUUAUGGGGCCAGACCCCCAAUGGUAAUCCUUGACCCUCAGUUUACGGAGAAUGUAGUUGUAACAGAGAGAGUACUUGCUCCAGCUUCUAAUUUGCAGACUGUGUUAGACACUCCUGCUGGAGCCUUCCCAGACCUCCCAGAUUCAAAAUACGUUGUUGUAAGAGAAAGGGAAAGGGUCCUUGUACCUAGUGCCGAUUUAAAGACUCCUUUAAGCAAUUUAUCAGAAGGACAGAAUGUGGUAGUAACUGAGUCUGUGAUGACACCUGGUACUCUUAGGAGGAGCACAGCAGACCCCUAUGCUGACACUGAGAGGCAGGAACAUGUUUUCAUCUCGGACCCUUUCCAAACCAAUGCUCAGGAGCUACUGUCCUCUGGUUCUACCUUGAGCAAGUCCUCAACAGUAACAAAAUACAGCUCUGUGCAGUAUUCACAUUCGUAGAUGGGAUAUAUGUAUCCCUUCUUUUUUAAUUUACAUUUAACAUUUUUGGGGUUAACAGGUGCCUUUCUCAAGGCUGAAUAAGUUACUUAUAUUUCAUCACAGUGCUUGGUGUUAGCUACAACUUCAUCACAAUCAAAUAGAAUGCAUCAGGAUUAAGUAUGCAACCAUGAACACCUUUACUAGAGAGCAAGUAUCAUUGAAAACAGUGGUAUUUAUUUUUAGUUAAACUUCUCUGUAAAAAGCAUCAGGAUUAAGUAUGCAACCAUGAACACCUUUACUAGAGAGCAAGUAUCAUUGAAAACAGUGGUAUUUAUUUUUAGUUAAAUUUCUCUGUAAAAAGCAUAUUGCAUGUGGCUACUGAAAACUAUGGGUAUGGAAAGAGUGCUGUUAAUAUAAACAGUUUGGAUAUCUCUCAGCUAUCAUAGCUUGUACUUAACUAAGCUUCCGGUUGAAUUCCAGUUAAAAUCAAUUUGAUUUAGUUUGUUGUGCAGCAGACUUUAAAUAGCUAUUUUUCAUUAACCUUCUAGGCAACCCUGCACAUGUCACUUCAGAAUUAGAUUGCAGUGAGUUUGUUGAAUUUAUUUCCUAUUAAGUGUGUUCAUCAUUGGAACCCAAUGUCACUUAUUCUAAUAUUCAUAAUUACUUUGAUUCAUUAUAUGGAUCUCAAGAUUAUUUUUUUUCUAAGAAUACCAUCCAAAAUAUUCUUAUUCAGUAGUAAAGUGUACUGUACUCAAUCCAUAUGACUUUCUAAUAAGUGAGUUCAGGAAUAUGGCAUUUGAUCUGCAGUACAGUCUUACAUCGUAUGUGUGAAAUAUGCCAUUGUAUGUCUCUCUCUUUUCAGUUGUAGAGGGAGGAAUUCAUAGCCUCCCUCACACAACAAUGUGUGAGGACAGAGUCCUGAGAGACAAGACAUACUUCUGCCUGUGUGGAACUUGACAUCCUGUCUCUCACUGGUUUUGUCACUAGAGCUGUAUGAUGUCAGAUUCUCCAAUAUAAUUGAUAUCUUUUUUUCAUUCUUAGGGUUUUUAGAAACUAAGUUCCUUGGCAGGAUUUUCACAUACUUAAAAGCAAAAAUUAAUGUUAAAAAGGUGGUGUGGAGAAGACAAUCUAGUGUAAUCUUGUUUCAUAUGGUUUAUGUAUGCAUGCAAAUAUUUUUUGAAAUGUAUCAGAAGAGGCUAUCGCAUUCUUUCAAGGGGCUUUUACGGGACAGCAUUAACUAAGCAAAGUGCAGCAAAUUGUUGCAGCGUACAGAGCUCUAAUUCAGGUAAUUUUCUGGAUGCUAUAUUCCCUUCCCUUGUUCUUUUAUUGCCCUCUAUCCCUUCACUUCUGAGGAUUUUCCUGAAUGCUACAUUCUCUUCCCUAGUUGUUAUAUUGUGGCCUAUCCCUUCACUUACAUACACAAAUGUACGUGCACAAUCAACCAAGCAACAGUCAAUUAACAUUCCACACUCAUUGAGCGUACUUAGUGUUUUGAGUAAGUAUGCACAGAAUUGUACUGUUAGGCUCAGCUAUAAUUUGAGAAACUGAAGUUAUAAAACAGAAAUCCAUAACUACAAAAUUAAUUAGAUCAUACAGGCACAAGAGAUAUUUUCAGGACACUCAUUUACCCAGAAGGGUUAUUCCAUUCCUUUUGGCUCAAUUUGAAGAACACACACUGACUUUCAUUCAUUGAAAUUAAUGAAAAUAAGCGUGUUUCUGUCUUUGGCAGGAUAAGCUGCGUUUUUUAAAUAAUGUAAUAUUUCUGUAGCAUGUAUAUGUAAGCUUACACAGUAGAAUGAAUAUGGCAUAGUAGAAAGGAAACUGAACAAUGGAAAACUUGAGCUCCAAUUCCUAUGCCACUCAGCUAUGAAACCAGUUUGUUACACUUGUAUCAUAUUUGAUAUUUUGUAUUGUUUGUAUCAUACAUAUUGCAAGUGCCUUGGACUGAAAGCAGUAAGUACAACUGACUGUUGCACUCGCCACUUUCCCCCCUAUCAUUAUGUAUUCAAUAUGCCUAUUUGAUAAACAGAGCAUAUAUUGUAAAUGCCGUAUAUUUUAAUUUGAGGAGACAAAAAUAAAUUUAAGGAACUUUUUAAAACAAAGUCAGUCACUUUUUUAAGUUCCCCUCUUUUUUAAUACAUAAUAUCUGUGAGAAGUUUUAUGUAUAUGUUGCAAUGCUAUAUGGAGACUAAAACGACUUUAGUAGUCUACUAAGGAUGUGUGUGUGAUUCCUAUUGUCCUUCCCAUCAUAAGAGUUAAUAAUUAGCUUAUUUCCAAGAGGUGAUAUGGAUUUCUGAGCCUUUGUUUCUCGUCUCUGAUAUUUUGUAUAACUAGAUUAUGCACUGAUUUCAUGUUUGAGAAGUGGGACCAUUGUGUUGUAAUUUUUUAUGAAAUUUCAAAUAAAUACAUUUUGUCAUUGCAUUA
This is a messenger RNA of Anolis carolinensis (green anole), 5854 nucleotides long. RefSeq names its product desmoglein 2 (gene dsg2). Gene Ontology annotation, biological process: homophilic cell-cell adhesion. Gene Ontology annotation, molecular function: calcium ion binding. Bases 149 to 3451 code for a protein of 1100 amino acids. NCBI's taxonomy places the organism in Eukaryota, Metazoa, Chordata, Lepidosauria, Squamata, Anolidae. The record is from RefSeq and is a predicted model, not a curated record. Gene Ontology annotation, cellular component: plasma membrane; desmosome. The transcript has 15 exons.